AUGCUCAAGAAAACUACUGCGGCGAAGGCCGACACAUCUGAAAUACACAGACACGCCAAAAGGGUAAAGGUCGACACAAAUUCGGGCGUUGCUGCUGGCAAGGGGCUUGCAACUCAAGGAUCGAACGCAAAACCGAAGGCGGCGGUCCAACCUCGGUUGAUUCCUGUCCCUGCCAAGGGAAAAGGCAAGGAGCGCGCCUCUACACCUGUACCCCACUCCAGAAUUCAGAAAACUGCCUCAAAAAGCUCUGGUUCAGCUUCGUCUUAUACUCUUCCGUCGACAUUUAAAGUUAUUGCCGGAUCUUACGAAAAGCUUCUCUACGGCCUGGAAGGUACAAUCUCGGCAGAAGAGACUGAGCCUACAUUCCACUUGAAACCGAUCUUCAUCUUCCCUGCACAUAUCUCAUGCAUCAGGGCUGUCGCUGCCUCACCACAGGGAGGAAAAUGGCUUGCUACAGGAAGUGUAGACGAGAUUGUGAAGGUGUGGGAUCUCCGGAGGCGGAAGGAGAUUGGCGGUUUGAUGCAACAUGAAGGAUCCAUUACACAUCUUGAAUUUCCGUCUCGCUCGCAUCUGUUGUCCGCGUCGGAAGACGGCACAUUAUCUCUCUUCCAUUCGCGCGAUUGGAGUGUCUUGCGCUCAUUAAAAGGACACAAAGGACGCGUCAAUAGCGUCGCAGUACAUCCCUCAGGAAAGGUCGCCUUGAGUGUGGGCAAAGAUAGGACUCUGCGCAUGUGGGAUUUGAUGCGAGGGAAGGGUUCCGCCAGCACAAAACUUGGGAAAGAGGGAGAGGUCGUAAGAUGGUCGACUGACGGGUCCCUCUUCGUUGUUCUUACUCAGUCUACAAUAGACAUGUACACAACCGACAUGGACCUCCUGCACACAAUCGUUCAUCCCUCUAGACUUCACGAUGUCAGGUUCUGCAAGCGCGUAGUUAGCGAAGGCGAGGUACUCCUAGUGGCUGCCGAAGACAAGAAGCUGUCAAUUUACGACAUCCCCGCCGAGCGGGAGCAGGUUCCUGUCGUAGUGGCAGAAAUGGUCGGACAUACCAACCGAGUCAAGGCAGUGGAUACCCUGUCCGUGGCAUUACCCCCAUCCGUUAGUUCAACCCGAUCAUCGACGACUAUCGUCAGUACGAUAUCUUCGGACGGCAAAAUUCACAUAUACGACCUGGCUGCACUUCCAGCAUCAUCGGAAGAGAAGAUCCAGCUCAACCCCGUCGCUGAGUACGACACGAAAGGUACACGCCUGACCUGUCUUGCCCUAGCAGAUGGCGACAUCGAGAAUAGCUCGAAUGCAACUGGCAAGCGCAAACGACCGGAAGAGGAGGGAGAUCAGAGCGGGGAAGAUGAUGCAGAUUGGGGGUCGCAGCAAGGGGACGAGGAUGAGAAUUUGGGUGUGGUUGUGGACAAUGAGUGA
This is a messenger RNA of Sparassis crispa, 1416 nucleotides long. Its product is annotated as Protein MAK11. The record is from RefSeq and is a predicted model, not a curated record. NCBI's taxonomy places the organism in Eukaryota, Fungi, Basidiomycota, Agaricomycetes, Polyporales, Sparassidaceae. The transcript is spliced from 5 exons. Gene Ontology annotation, molecular function: protein binding. Bases 1 to 1416 code for a protein of 471 amino acids.